AUGACAGCGCAGGGCGGAGUCGUCGGCGGAGGCGGAGCCUGGCGGAAAGCGCCGUCGCGGCACGCCGCGGCGCACGCGCCCGGAGGAGUUGGCACGCCACGCAUGCUUCGUAAUGGCCAAUUGAACUACCGGAAGACGCUCCCCCGGCCCGGCUCAUCCUCCGCCUCGUCAAGUGCCGUUCCACUGACAUCAACUCGACAGCAUACAACUACAACAGCUCUAGCAGGGUAGUUUUCAACAGCAACAAUGUCUACACGCACCUUUUCAACAACCACACAAUCGAACUCCAAACAACCGUAAUGAAUUAUUGGAAAUUAGCAAGUCUUUCGGGCAGGAAAUUCGGAAAUUAGCAGUGCGACACUAACAACGGGUAAAAACGGG
Messenger RNA from Gryllus bimaculatus (two-spotted cricket), 381 nucleotides. The record is from the annotation of a GenBank genome assembly. Lineage: Eukaryota; Metazoa; Arthropoda; Insecta; Orthoptera; Gryllidae.